Molecule: messenger RNA, 3191 nt
Organism: Colletotrichum destructivum
Lineage: Eukaryota; Fungi; Ascomycota; Sordariomycetes; Glomerellales; Glomerellaceae
Product: Putative glycoside hydrolase, family 3, glycoside hydrolase family 3 domain, immunoglobulin
Exons: 7
Coding region: 680-3013 (777 amino acids)
Biological process (GO): glucan catabolic process
Molecular function (GO): beta-glucosidase activity
Source: RefSeq, a predicted model, not a curated record
AGCGAACCCUAGCCCCCCUCUCCCCCUCCCCUGCCGCCGCUCUCCUGCAGAUCUGGAGACCCGAAGAGGGGCUUUUCCCCAACUUCCUCAUCACCAAACUGCACUUCCCCUCAUGCGAAAUCACCCAUCACCACCAGCUUCACGAGCCGAUAUGCACUUCGAAAUGGCCUGCUGCAAGUCCAUCACCUAAUUAGCUGUCCGGCAGCUCUGGGUCUGUCGUCAGUCCGCUCCUUCUGGUCCCCGACACCGCCACAGCUUCAGUCUGCGAGAGGCCAUGUGCAGGAACGGCCAGGGGUAUUCGUGUCCAUCUAGCCAAUGAAUGCCAGACAAGACCGCUGUGAGAGCAAAUUGGCAGUUACAUCGCUCCAGAUAUUUGCCUUUCUGGAUGGACUGGGGUGCGAAUUGGAUGGGGUAGGGGCCUUCAUGAUCGAUGCGGAGAAGUUGCUCUCUCCCUCGUUGGCUGUUUGCUCAAUGUAAUUACGUCUGUUUACUUUGUUUCCUUGGCCCAUGGCAUCAUGUCGCUGUGAUGCUGGUUCGAGGCAGCUGCGCAAGCGAGAGCUGUAUUAAUACCCUCUGCCGGCGCGCGUCAUGUCCCAGAAAUCGCGUCCUCUCUUGAGCUCUGAGCUGUAGCCGGAACGCCCCCUAGCCUUCCAUUCACCUGAACCCAGACCGAGGAAUCAUGAAGCUCUCUCUGGCUUUCGCCUCGUCGUUUCUGUUCGCGACAGUUGCCGCCCAGAACGGCACCUACACGAACGGCACCUGCACGCCCAUCUACAAGAACCCCAAUGCCACCAUUGACGACAGAGUAUCGGACCUCCUCAGACGUAUGACUAUUGAAGAGAAGACUGCCCAAUUGGUCCAGGCCGACAUUCGUGACUACCUCAACCUGACUGAUGGCCGCUUCAACGAGACCGGUCUGGCCUGGGUUGCAGAGUACAGAGCCAACUCCGUCUGGACUGGUCUCUACACUAACCUUUCAACUGUCUCGUAUGGAGCCAAGCUGGCCCAGGACUACCUUGUGCACAACACCACGCUGGGUAUCCCGGCCUUCAUCCAGAGCGAGGGUAUUCAUGGCUUCCUCGCCCUCAAUGCCACCAUUUUCAACUCGCCCAUUGCACACGGCUGCUCGUGGAACCCUGAGUUGGUCGAGAAGAUGGCCAGAGUCAUCGCCAUCGAGUCCAAGGCUCUUGGUGUUAAUCAGAUCUUUGCCCCGGUAGUUGAUUUGGCCCGUGAGCUGAGAUUCGGCCGUGUCGAGGAGACGUACGGCGAGGACCCCUACCUGGUCGGCGAGUACGGCUACCACUACACCAAGGGUCUCCAGGAGGAGGGCGUAUGCGCCAUGGUCAAGCACUUUGCUGCUUUUGCUACCCCUGAGCAGGGUGUCAACACGGCUCCCGUCCAUGGCGGUCCCAGAGAGCUUCGCACCACCUACCUCCCCCCCUUUAAGCGCGCCAUCUUCGAUGCCGACGCCUGGAGCAUCAUGUCUUCCUAUAACUCCUACGACGGCAUCCCGACUGUGGCCGACCACCACCUGCUGACCGAGAUCCUGCGCGAGGAAUGGGGCUACGAAUACUACGUCAUCUCCGAUGCUGGCGGGACCGCUCGUCUGGCAAACGCCUUCUUCGUCUGUGGAGAGACUGACGAUGCUUGCAUCACCCUAAACACCCUGCCUGCUGGCAACGACGUCGAGAUGGGUGGUGGCCGCUACAGCUUUCAGUACAUCCCUGAGCUCGUCGCCAACGGAACCCUGCCCGAGGACGUUGUCGACACGGCCGUAUCCCGUGUCCUUCGGGCCAAGUUCAAGUCGGGCCUCUUCGAGCACCCCUACACCGCCGUUCCCGACGACCAGUUCUUCGACUACAUCAACACCGAAGAGCACCGUAAGAUUGCUCGCGACCUUGACGCCGAGAGCAUAAUUCUGCUGGAGAACCACAACGAGACACUGCCCUUAAAGAAGGAUGCCCACGUCGCUGUCAUCGGACCCAUGGCUCACGGCUACGUCAACUACGGCGACUAUGUCAUCCACACCGCCAUGGAGCGCGGGGUCACUCCCCUCGACGGUAUCCGGGCAGCCACUGAGGGCACCGUCACCUAUGCCAAGGGUGCCGAGCGCUGGUCCAACGAUGAGUCUGGGUUCCCCGAGGCCAUUGCUGCCGCCGAGGCCGCCGACGUCGCUGUCGUCAUCGUCGGAACAUGGUCUCGCGACCAAGACGAGCUGUGGGCCGGCCUGAAUGCCACCACUGGCGAGCACAUCGACGUCCACGACUUCAAGCUCGUUGGCGCCAUGGGCCGCCUCGUCAAGGCCGUCAUUGAUACCGGCAAGCCCACUGUUGUCAUCUUCAGCUCCGGAAAGCCCAUCACCGAGCCCUGGAUCUCAGACGAGGCCGGCGCUCUGGUGCAGAUGUUCUACCAGGGCGAGGAGGGCGGCCACGCGUUGGCCGAUAUCCUGUACGGCAACGUUAACCCCUCCGGCAAGCUCUCCGUUGCCUUCCCCCACGACGUUGGCACCACCCCCGUCUACUACGACUACCUCAAUUCGGCCCGCUCCUGGCCCAACCCGGGUAAGGAGUAUCCCAACGGCACCUUGGUCUUCGGCAGCAACUACGUUCUGUCGACUCCUCUGCCCCUGUACGAGUUCGGUUACGGCCUCUCCUACAGCACUUUCGACUACACCGACAUCAGCGUAUCCUCGUCGACCGUCUCCGCUACCGAUACGGUCACUCUCAACGUCAAGGUGACCAACAACUCGACUCGUGACGGCGCCGAGGUCGUUCAGGUCUACGUCAAGGACUUGAUCUCGUCCAUCGUCGUGCCCAACAAGGAGCUCCGUGGCUUCUCGAAGGUCUUCAUCAAGGCCGGCGAGACGGCCGACGUCUCCAUCGACCUGCCCGUCUCCGCCUGGGGCCUUUGGGACAAGAAGCUGCAGUACGUCGUCGAGCCCGGCGACUUCACCGUCUUCGUCGGCUCCUCCAGCGACGACUUCCGCGGCAACGUCACCGUGACUGUUGUCUAGGAUGGGAGAGGUUUAUUCUUGCCUGCCUGCCUGUUCCGUCUCUUAGUUGCAAGCUAGACGGUGAGAACCUAGGUGCAAAGGUUGGGCAAAGAUGAUACAACCUUGGGCCAGCUUUGGCCGCCUUCUCUGUAGAUACUUAUCCAUAAUGCUUGAAUGAUAUGAACAAGUCUUUGACGCC